GAUGACGUCACGAACCGCCCAUCUACGGUUCUUAGGUCAGCUGUCAGUCCACUGGGAAGCUGUCGGUUUACUGCAGUUUCUGAACGGCACCAUCCGAUACCUAAAGCUCUUACUUGCCUGAUUUAUCAACCCAAGCUAUUAUACUCAGCGUGACUAUGGAUAGCUCUAGUGUUUUUGACCGAAUUGAAGCUGAUAGCAGCCUGCAAGACUGGUCUGCAAUGAGCACGCGAUUGAAAUCGUUUCAGACUUUUCCUAAUCCUGGAGAGGUUCCUGCAGAGAGGCUGGCCAGGGCAGGCUUUUAUUUCACAGGUGAAUCUGAUCGCGUGCGCUGCUUCAGCUGUUUGCACACCAUUGAGAAUUGGCACCAAGGGGACAGCCCAGUAGAAAGACAUCAGUCCGUCUCACCUUCCUGCACAUUCCUCAAGUGCGUUCAUCACGUGAGCCUUGCUGAUGGAACCUCCUCUCAGUCCCCUGGCUCCAUCUAUGAUGAAGAUGAGGAAGCCAUGGAGUUUCGAUUAAGAAGAGGAGAAGUGGUGGAUGAGUCAAUGUUCCCCAAGAUUCCGCAUAUGAAGAGCGAAGAUGCGCGACUCAGGACAUUCAUCAACUGGCCCUCUUGUUCCCCAGUCCAACCUCAUGACCUAGCAGAAGCUGGGAUGUUUUAUGUGCCAGAGGGUGACAGGCAACUAGACAGGGUGCAGUGUUUCUGCUGCGCAGGCAUGCUAGUCAACUGGGAGGAAGGUGACGAUCCCUGGCAGGAACAUUCCAGAAUUUACCCAAACUGCUUCUUCAUUUUGGGUCAUGAUGUGGGGAACAUUCCCUCUGAGCAGCCGAGAACGAGAAACAGUGGUCAUAGCAGUUCAAUGGACUCCUUUGAGAAGCGCCUCGAAAGCUUCGGGGACAGAGCACAUCCCAUCAACCAUGAAAGUUUGGCUAGAGCUGGGUUUUCUAGAACAGGUGAGCAAGAUUGUGUGGUUUGCUUUAAAUGUGGAGGACGUCUGAAGAUCUGGCAGCCAAAUGAUGAUCCAUGGGUGGAGCAUGCUAAGUAUUACCCAGGAUGCAGUUUCCUGCUCGCUGAAAAAGGACAAGAGUUUAUCAACAGCGUUCAGCUAAGACAUCCUGGAAGCAGCACUUCAAAUGGAUUUUCCCAUCAUGAGAGAGCGGCAUCCAAUGUACAACAGUCAGAGAUUUCCAAGAAAGCUGUCGACAUGGGUCUUGAUCCUAUUAAAGUGGAAAGGUUCAUCUUAGAGAAGCUCCGUCAGAACGGCAAAGGCUACUCAUCUGUGGAAGAUCUCAUUCAAGACAUAACCAGUGGUGUGUGUGAUGGUGAUUCUGACAUGUCUCAGGAAUCUCAGACUAUAGACCCCUUGAAGAAGCUGGAGAAGCUGCAACUUGAAAAGCUCUGCAAAGUGUGCAUGGACAGCGACGUUUCAAUCGUCUUCGUUCCCUGUGGACACUUUGUGACCUGCAAGGAGUGCUCCAAGUCUCUUCACAAAUGCCCCAUCUGUUGCAAGGAGAUUGCACAGAAAAUCAAGACAUACAGCUAAUAACCUCCAGUGCAAUCCAGCUCAGAGCUGCUGCUUUUCCCAUUUAUAUUAUCAUAAUUACUUACAGAUAAACCUACAUGGAUGCUUCACAAUACACAUGGAUGCUAUAGACAGAAUUUGACAGAAUAAUUAUAUUGUUUUAUAUUUUUAAAUAUUUGUAUAUUUGGAUUAUAUUAAAGUAAAUUUAUAUAAAAUGGCAAAUGUUAUUACUUUUAUUCAAUUAGCUGUUGCUUAGUUUGUAUCUUCAUAAAACUAUUUAAAUCUAUGACAUCUUUGAUAAACACAUUAUACGAAUACAUUUUAACAUUUCUGGUUUCUUAUUAUACUCUGACCUUCACAUAGUGCCUUUCUUAACGUAAUUAAAUUAUUUUAAGUGUGAUUCUAUUCAAUUGUUUAAAAGUUGCAUCUUUAAACUUUGGUUAUCUUGAUUUAAACAUAACUGUGGAACUCUAAUUUGGUUUUAGAAGAAUGAUAUUAGAACAUGCAGUGUGACCAAGAGUUGUAUGAACACUAGAUAAUAAAAAUGGUAAAACCUG
Molecule: messenger RNA, 2080 nt
Organism: Tachysurus vachellii
Lineage: Eukaryota; Metazoa; Chordata; Actinopteri; Siluriformes; Bagridae
Gene: xiap
Product: X-linked inhibitor of apoptosis
Exons: 7
Coding region: 156-1544 (462 amino acids)
Biological process (GO): positive regulation of protein ubiquitination; negative regulation of apoptotic process; regulation of cell cycle
Cellular component (GO): cytoplasm; nucleus
Molecular function (GO): cysteine-type endopeptidase inhibitor activity involved in apoptotic process; ubiquitin protein ligase activity
Source: RefSeq, a predicted model, not a curated record